Messenger RNA from Chara braunii, 2258 nucleotides. NCBI's taxonomy places the organism in Eukaryota, Viridiplantae, Streptophyta, Charophyceae, Charales, Characeae. The record is from the annotation of a GenBank genome assembly.
UGCAACGGUUGAAGAACGCUGCGCUUAAUCUGAGUUGGGAAAAAAAACAAUGACAGUCGACAUUGCUACCUGUCAACAUGCACCCCAAGGAGUUGCUGCCCGCGGCCGACGAAAUUGUGACUGCGGCCACAAACUUGAAUUGCAAGGCGGCUAUCCUCGAUCUCACCAACCCGAAGGAGUGUCUUGCAUGGUCGCCGGCCGAUUUCGAUGCUUUGCACAAAACGAUGACGAAAUUGUGUGGUAACAAUUGGAUUUUGAUUGUUUUUGCCCCGCAAAAACAACAUAAGAUCGUCAUGAAGCAGCUUUACAACUGGGACGAUGUAGAGGUGAUACCCGGGACUUGGAAGCGUUAUCUCGGGGUCGGGACGGCUGUCAGCGAGUACGGAAACUGGCAAGUCGAUUAUAAGGACACGAUGGUGAUCGUCCUGCAUGCCGAGGGCAGCGACCUCAAGAAGGUCACGAGGGCCCCUAAAUCGGAGGCGGAGAUAGUGGAGCUAAACGUUGAGGAGGAGCACUUCAAGAGGUGCACAGCGAGGCAUGGCGGCGAGGAAGAAAAUGAACGAGAGGUGUAUGGGCGGUGGGAACGACAUCCCAAACGGUUGCAGAAGUUGUGUAGUUCGUUUCUGCACGAGGAUCAAGGGGUGAUUCUUAUCGGGAAGUCGCAUGCUGGACUUAUGUGGGAGCUUCUGCGCGCUGGCUAUCACGUUUUCGCAUGCGAUUCGUCGUCCAAAGACAUUUCGUACUUGACGAAGACCAUCGAAUUUCUUGGGAAGGACGUGAGAAACGAUUGUACGGUUCAGAGACAGAAGACUGCGCACCGUCCGGACAGGGACAUGUACCACAAGUUGGGCAAGAAGAUAAACAAGAUGUGGGAAUAUCUAUUCCAAGGCCAACCCAAGUCGCCAUUCGAGCAUGACUACAUAGUUCGCAAAGCGAUGGCACAGAAAGCGUAUGGUGGCUACCAUAAAGCACAGGUGGGUGCGUUUGCGAUGUUCGUGGCGAGAUGUGAACAAAUGAAGUUCACAGCAAAUCCGGCAAUGCUGACGUAUGAAGAGUACAGCAACAUUGGCAAAACAACCGAUGCAUGGAAUCCGAUAGAGAGCGACGAGGAGACCGAAACAUCGGACCUUGAAAUCGAAGAAGCACUUGAGAAUGCAUUGAUUCAUGGCAAUCGUCACGGGUUCCAGGGGAGGCCUCGCACUUUUCAAGGAAACACGGAACACAACAUGCUGGCAGACGCCGAUGAGGAUGACUUGGCGGUUCAAGAUGCCCUUCCGAGGCUGAUGCCCGGUGAUGAUAAUCCCGAUCACAUUGUGCAGGUCAGCGAACGGCCGUACUUCAUUGAAGACAAGGUGCCAGAAACGACGUCUGAGAAGUGGGGGCAUAACAUUUUGUGGCAUACAGACGUAUUCAAGACAUGCAUUUUCAAGGGGGAGUGGAUGAUGGCACUGCAUCUAACAUCAGGAUGGAAAGUCAAACCGAGACUGACAGAAGUACUGUGGCUGAAAGUGACGAAGAGCGAAAUCGUCUUCCAUGUCAGGCGCGAAAACGACGGAGCGGACGAGGCAGCUAUUGAGGAGAAGGCUCAAUUGCUAUUCGAUUCUCUGCACUCCAACAAUCAGCUGAAAUAUAAACACAAGUUCUAUGACUUACUGUCAAGCCGGUCAUACAAGACCAUCGAUUGGAAGAUCGAACUUCAUCCUGCGUGCCAAGGAAUUGAGACAAUCCAGUUGGGAUGCUCACAGUUUGGGGGCCAGUCGACGACGCACUUGGCUGCCAGUGUUGGGGAAGCGAUGAGUCAAACCAAUGUUAAGAUAAUGGGGGUGGACAAGGGAACACGGAAUGUCGACAAAGAUCCUUCGAACGUCGCAUCGUACGGGCCUCGUCUAAUAACUCAGGUGGAAAACCAGAGUGCAUCGCAGAUGGAGAGUCCCACUCCUUCCACGAACAUGGCGGUUUCAGAUGCAAUGCAACAAGGUGGGUAUGCAAAACGUGCGAGAGAGGUGCAAACAGAUUCCGAUGAGAUGAUAAACUGUUGGAUGAGGCGAAGAAGGACGGGAAGAGGAAGCUUGAGGGAUCAACCAAGUCCCAGACGGUGAUUAAUUGUAUAUCGUUAAGCGAUGAAGAGGUAGACGUACAUGUAGACGAGCGCGAUGACAAUAAGGAUGCAAGGGACAAUGUCGAUGAACAUAAGGUAGUGGAUGACGGAGGUCAACCCGCGAGACGAUCGACAAGAGAGAUAAAGAAAAAACACCCGA